CUCUUUGGGGACACUUGAAACCUGGCGCAGAGCCUCCACAAGAAUGUGCAGUUUUCAGAGGGGCGGAGACAAGCCGUGUCUCGCAUCCAUGGCGAGAGCAGGCAGCCUCACAGUUGGUCGCUGUAGAGAGCAGCCCUCAUUGACUUUACAAUAGGGAACACAGGCGCCCUCUCUCCGCUCUUCUGGACCACAAUGGCUUCAUGUUUUUCGGUCACACGCAGCUCGGUGGGCGUUUGUUUUUCCGUGCCGCUGAACUAACGAGAACCGCUCACCGUUGCAAAGUGACACACGGGGGGGGGGGGGGGACUCGAACAAGUGACCCGCCUAACAUAGUUGGAAGUGGGAGAGACGCUGGAGGAGACACCGCAGGGUGGCAUUAACACGGAUACUAACCGGAUUUUCCCUGCGCCCGACGUCUAAAGGGGGGCAACCGCCGCGGCUGUUUCCCCGCGGGGCGGCGAUGAAAAGUAGACAGUCCGGUUUGUUUCCUCCAUCCGCUUCCAGGCUGCAUGGAACAAAGUGUGCUCUCUGUCACAUAACCUGCAUCCAGGCGGUUCGUGAGCGCGGAGCCGUGUAAGGCUGUGUAUGUCGUAACAGUUCUUGUCGGGAGUCCAGCUUCACCCUUAAACCAUCAUGAGGUCCAGCGAGGAGCCGGAGGGCUUUGACGGCGAGGCCUCCAACACGUCCAUGAUCUCCGGGGCCAGCAGCCCGUAUCAGACCACCACCGAGCCCGUCCACUCGCGGAACGUGUUCGGGGGGAUACGGUGCGACAUGGAGUACCUCAAGUCACACUUUGGGAUCUUGAAGGUGGUGGAAGUGGUCCUGUCACUCAUCGCGUUCAUCUGCAUAGAGACGAUCAUGAUGUGUUCUCCUUGUGGCGGAGUCUACUUCUUCGAGUUUGUCAGCUGCAGUGCCUUCGUGGUGACGGGAGUCCUCCUCCUGAUCUUCACCCUCAACCUGCACACCAAGGUCCCCCAUGUCAACUGGAGCCUCACGGACCUGAUCAACACGGCUGCCAGCACCUUCUUUUUUGUCUUGUCAUCUCUGGUGUUGGCCUGCAUGAACCACAACACUGGAGCUGAAAUAGCAGCAGUGAUCUUUGGCUUCCUGGUGACAGCCGUUUACGGAGUAAACACCUUCCUGGCCGUUCGGAAAUGGCGCCUAGGCUCUCAGCGGGCAACGCAGAGCAACGACUACAUGAGAGCGCGCACCGCGUCGCGCGGAGAAAUGGAGGCACGGUCGGAUCUGGCAUGAGCGCGAGCACGCAGAAAGACUUCAGAGAAAGCAGAGACUCCGCUCCCUUCAGAGCAGUAACUGCCGUCGCAGGCUCCCCACGCGCUUUUGACUUCUCAUCCCUCCGCUCCAGCUGUGCUGUCUGCUCAGUCACUGACUAAAUCUUUCAUUUCAUAGCCACUGAUGAGCUCUGUGACUGUUAACCCAGCAUCCAGGCUGAAUUUCUCUUAAAAGAAUCCACACACCUUUGUAAAGAAGUGAAGGAUGACUUCCACAAAGAGCCAGCAGAGGUUGACUUUACCCUACAUGCUCCGACGAGGGUGUCGAUGUUUGGUGUUUCACUGUGAAUGCAGCAGAGUAGAAGAGGAUCGGCUUUCGUACAGUUUGCUUCUAUCACGCUGCUCUUUAUAUACCCUGUGGUCACGAAUGUGAUUAUAGAACCGGGACGAAACUGGGUCGGAAACAAACCGGCAGGAAAAUGGACACACCUUUAUCUUUCUGCUUCUAUCUUGUGACCAAGGCUGAAAUUUUAGUCCAAUUAUACACAUGCCUUUAACGUGACCUCUCGUGCCCUAUAAGAAACGACGAGGUGUGUUUGUAUGCGGUAACGACGUCUUAUCGACACCAAGUCUGCAGCCUAAUGCAACCAAACAAACAGGAAACAGAGAUUUGUAAACUGUUCGCUCGCCACACCAAACUCCAUAGAGAAAACCAGCGAUUUUACACCACAGUACUCGGGGGUUAAUAAUCCACUGCUGCCUCCUUCAGUGAGUUAGAAUAUGUUAUGUUGUGACUUCGGUGUUUGAAAUCCUUUAUUCCAAAUGACCUAAGUGACACAAACUGACCAAAUAAGGCAGCAGUAGACCAACAGCUCCUGUGUCAACACAAGCUUAAAAUGCUGAUUUUCUCUAUGGACUUUGGUGCAGGAGAGUGAGUGGUUUGCAAACUCAGUUUCCUACUGGAAAAGGCUAUUCAAUGGAUAAGAUAUUGCAGAUUUAAGUGUUAAGUGUUAGUAAUUUGUCAAAUAUCAUAUACAGCCACACUUGGAAAAAAAACCUUAACUGUCCCUUUAAGAUCAGUAACAGUACAGGGUCAAUGACCGCUAUAAAUACAGGAAGUACAACACAACUUGAUAAAAUGUGUUUUAAUGAGACCAAAGCUUCUUUUUUUUUAAUUAUUAAUUACUCCAUUAAUUUUAUAACAGCUUGUGUGUGACCAAUCAAAAAAAACAACAAAAUGUCCACUAGCCUUUGAAAAUACUACAUUUUGACAUUUGUGUUAAGUCAACACUGUGAACCCGGAGGAGGUUAUAUAAUGAGGUGACUGGUUGUCAUGUUACUUGUAGGUAAAUGAGAUUGACAACAUGACACAUUUAAAACAUGCUUUUCAUUUGCAGUCUUUGUUAUGUGUGGGUUUUUUUAUUUCGGUUUUUUUGUUGUUGAAUCAUAUCUGAUAAUCCUGUUUUCCUUCUGAUAUCUGACCCCAGUGAUUUUUCACUCAUAUCGGACCGAUACUAAAUCCGAGUAUCAUAUCAGACAUCCGUAGUAUUGAUACACUCCUUCUCUCCUUGAUUACUUUUUUAAAAAAAUGAUGUAAAUGAACUCACAGGGUGCCUCUGUAUAUGCCUUCUCAAUCUCUGAUGAUCAAUGAUAAAGAAUGAUGCUUUAAAUUGAAUUUAAUUUGAAAAGAAAGUGAAGUCAGACACAGUGGGAUUGAAGUAAUGGACCAUUUAGCAACAUUUAACUCUAUUUAACUCUGUACUUGGUUCAAUUAAAUAUCUGUGUGUGUGUGUUAGUGAGUGUUAUCACACAUUUCAUGUAUUAUACACUCUGUCGUUCCACUUUGCAGGUGUUGUGAAGUGAAGUGAACAGAAAAUAGAAGAAAAAGGGGCAGUGUGUAAACAUUUUAGCGACAUUUACUGGCCUAAAUUGCACGUUGCAGCUGAUUAUCCCUCACCUCAUCCUCGUGUGUUGUAGAACUGGAGCUGCAACUUGCAGGUUUGGUCCAUAUAACGUCAGGAAAAACGUUAAAAAACGUUGAUGAGUGCGUGUCAAUCCUGAAAAUGAAGAUGCUCUCAAAUGUCUUGUUUUGGCCACAAAACAAAAGGGUUCAGUUUUAAGAAAAUAUUCACAUUUAAGAAGCUGAAACAAUCAGAAAUCUUGUUUUAAUAAUGAAAAAAGCUUCAAAGCGAUUCAUCGAUUAUCAAAAUAAUAAUAAUAAUAACUCUCACACCUACGGUCAAUUUAGAGUCCAAUUUAUCAUGCAUACGGUGGUACUAUUUAAUGAAAAUGAUUUUACCUACAUUUUACACACUGCACCUUUAAAAUAAAAAUCCCACAUUCCAGUUGUUUUUUUUAUGAUGAAGGACUAAAUGUGUAAUGAAAUGUUAUUGUCUUUACAUUGUGCCGAUGUGAUGAAUCGACACAUUUUUUGUUGUUGUUUUGCUUUGUUUUGUUUUUAUUGAGCAGGUUCCAAAUCGACUCGAUGGCUCCACCUCCUGGUUUUUAUCUGAAAUGCAAUUCUGUGUAGGUGACUGUGCUGAAAUGACACGAUGACAUAAACAGCUUUUCUUGCAACAGAUAUAUCUAUAUAUAGAUAUAGAUAUAUAUAGCGUUCCAGUGCUAUAGUGACUGAAAAGACAAUCACAUGUGUAUAUUUAUACCCACCACUUGGAUGAGCUUGUUUUUGAGUGAUGCUAUAACAAUCGUUACACACGUGUACCGUGAGAAUAUAACCUUACCUUUAACGGUUUGUUUUUUCCAGCAGCUUUUAUGCUUUUUAAGCUUUUUUCUCCACGUGCAACAGAACAUUAUUGAAAAAAAAAAAAGUGUAUUUAUGAGAGAGAAAGAACGGAGCGGUUUGUGAUCCGGGAAAGUGUAGACUGUGUGAGUGAAAUUAGAGAUGAGUGGUGUUCUUCUUCUUCUUCUUCUUCUUGUCGUUCCUUUGAAUCAUGGUGUGCUGUCGUUGUAAAUGAUUUCGACAAUGAUGUGUGCUACAGCACGGAGUGGUCAGUACUCGGUUGAUUUUUGUAUUUAAAAAAAAACCUUCUCACUCGGCUUCACGUUGGUUUAUAUUGAAAAUCUGAAUAAAGUGAUUUGGAAAUGA
Messenger RNA from Solea solea (common sole), 4338 nucleotides. RefSeq names its product CKLF-like MARVEL transmembrane domain containing 4 (gene cmtm4). Bases 634 to 1254 code for a protein of 206 amino acids. NCBI's taxonomy places the organism in Eukaryota, Metazoa, Chordata, Actinopteri, Pleuronectiformes, Soleidae. The record is from RefSeq and is a predicted model, not a curated record. The transcript is spliced from 4 exons. Gene Ontology annotation, cellular component: membrane.